AUGAGUAGCCUCACGGAGGAAAUCAAGAUUAUAAUCGUGGGCGGCGGCAUUGCAGGUCUAGCAAGCGCCAUAGCUCUGCGUUCGCCCAGACAUCGCAUAACUAUCCUCGAACGAUCACGCAUGCUUCGAGAGACCGGGGCCCUGAUCAGCCUGCAGCCCAAUGCGACCAAGAUCGUCAACUCUUGGGACAUAUCGUCCUUCCUUGAGCCCUGCCAGCCCAUGGUCGACAAAGCCUUCCGGCUAUUCGACGUGAGUGGCAAAUUAGUCAAUGAGGUGCACCUCGACACGUCCAUGUUCGGCGCCGACCGCAUCCUGUACCACCGGCAGGACCUACACUCCGCGCUUUUACAGGCCGCAACCUCCCCCAAGCUGCCAGGACCACCGGCCGAGGUGCUCACUGGGAAGAAGAUAUCAAGCUGCGAUCCCGAGGCAGGGCUAGUCCGAACGGAGGAUGGCGAGGAAUACGUGGGUGAUGUCGUUGUCGGCGCUGACGGCAUCCACUCGGUCCUCCGCAACUCCAUCGUAGGCGAGCCCCGCGCAGCAAUACCUACGGGUAUCAGCGCGUAUCGCGUGCUCCUGCCUGUCGAGCAGCUUGCCGGCAUCGACAUCCCUAAGCAUAUCCUGGACCCGUCGAACCCGGUAACAACGAUGGUCGUGGGUCAUGACCGACGCGUGAUCAUGGGGCCAGGGCGUGGAGGCUCUGUUUUUGGCAUCGUGGCCCUCGUACCCGAUAGUCUGGCGCAGGGGGAGUCUGCGGCUGAUUCUUGGGUGGCCCCCGGCUCAGUACCGGCACUGCUGGAGGCAUACAAGGAUUUCCCAGAGUGGAUGUUGGAGAUCUUCAGGCGAGCCCCUGAUGUGGCUCUUUGGCAACUCCGCGACAUUGAUCCGCUGCCAACCUGGGUGCGCGGGCGCGCCAUCCUCAUUGGUGAUGCAGCACAUGCCAUGCUUCCGACUCAAGGCCAAGGCGCGUCGCAGAGCAUCGAAGACGCGGAGGCUCUAGCAGCAUAUCUGGUCGACCUGCCCGCUGGUGCAUCUGGUGGUCAAGUCAAUGAAGUUCUAAGAGAAAUAUUCGAUGCACGAUACGAGCGAGCAAGCCUGAUACAAAAAUACAGUCGCCAGCAGGCGCGGCCCGGGACAGACGCGAACUCCAACGAGGUAAAGCUCAACCCAGGACAGUUUAUGAAGUACAACUGUGCGUACGAAGGUGCGAAGAAGUGGGCAGAAACUGUGAAGGGAGCUGAAACCUAA
This is a messenger RNA of Neoarthrinium moseri, 1248 nucleotides long. RefSeq lists its product as uncharacterized. The transcript is spliced from 2 exons. The coding region runs from base 1 to 1248 and encodes 415 amino acids. Gene Ontology annotation, molecular function: monooxygenase activity; FAD binding. Lineage: Eukaryota; Fungi; Ascomycota; Sordariomycetes; Amphisphaeriales; Apiosporaceae. The record is from RefSeq and is a predicted model, not a curated record.